AUGGACACGCUUCGUGAGUCUUUCCAUUACGGGAGCUCACCCCUGACAGCAUCAUCGCUCUCGUCCCCUUACAAUGCCUACCUCUUCGGCAGUCACAUCUCCAAGUCUCUAUCACCCCUCCUCCAUGGAAUACUCUUUCGAUCCUUGGGUGCAUCAUGGAAUUUCCAUCUAGUCCAGACUACCGACAAACAAAGAUUUCAAGACAAGCUUACUUCUCCGGAAACCAUUGGAGUCUCUAUCACAAUGCCGAAUAAGGUCACCUUUGGCCUAGUGUUGGAUGAUUUGACUGAGGCCGCUCAAGUGAUUGGCGCGGUCAAUACCUCCUUCGUCCGGCUUGAUUCGGCCGGCAAGCGUCGUUAUAUUGGCACAAAUACCGAUUGUGUUGGAAUCCGUGAGGCUAUUGUGCAGUACGAUUCCACUGCUGUCGCCACCGCCAAGGGCAAUCCCGCGAUGGUUAUUGGAGGGGGAGGAGCCGCACGAAGUGCUAUAUAUGCGUUGUGGAAAUGGUUCUCCCCGUCAGAGAUCUACAUCGUCAAUCGACUCAAGUCAGAGGUCGACGACAUUGUGAAGCAUUUUACGGCGGCGAUGCCUGGUAUUCAGCUACAAUAUCUCGCGGACAUUGAAACCGCGCAGUCACUACCUGCCCCAUCUAUCAUCGUGAGCACGAUCCCGGAUUAUCCACCAUCAGAACCCGGGGAGAUUCUUUGCUGGCAGAUUUGUGAGAAGAUCUUUGGAAAGGUCGAGAAGGGUCUAUUUGUUGAUAUGUGUUAUAUGCCAUCCCCGGAGACGAGUCUGGUGAAAGCAGCAAACAAGGCGGGAUGGAGGACUAUCUCCGGUACGGAAGUGCUAGUACGAGUCUGUGUUGCGCAGCAAGUUCUAUGGACGGAAAGACUACCGAAUCAGCAGGGCGUGAGCGAGGCCAUUGCUGCAAUCACUCAACCGCAAAGUGCCGCAAAACUAUAG
This is a messenger RNA of Penicillium cataractarum, 963 nucleotides long. RefSeq names its product shikimate dehydrogenase family protein. Gene Ontology annotation, biological process: chorismate biosynthetic process; shikimate metabolic process. NCBI's taxonomy places the organism in Eukaryota, Fungi, Ascomycota, Eurotiomycetes, Eurotiales, Aspergillaceae. The record is from RefSeq and is a predicted model, not a curated record. The transcript has a single exon. Gene Ontology annotation, molecular function: shikimate 3-dehydrogenase (NADP+) activity. Bases 1 to 963 code for a protein of 320 amino acids.